GAAAAGAUAAGUAAGAAGAUAGUGACAUAACCUAUGGAAAUAAUCAUAAUUCUAUUACAGACUCCAUUAUUUUAUCUUGUUUUCAAAUAAAUAAUAUCUUUUAAAGGACUUAAAAAAAACAAUAAAAUUAACGUUUAAAUAACUGCUGACCUUGUUCUUGUAAUUUUGUCAAGCAUAUCCGUGUAUAUAUUAGUUUAUGAAGCAUAUCGACGUUUUUUAUACACAUGGUCUUGAUAACGAAAAUUCUAUCACAGUUUAUUCCGAUGUCAGCUCAAAGUAGUCCACUUAUAUUAAGAAUUUUGGCUUCCUCAGUCACCACAGCUGUAAAAGCUGGCAGUAUUAUUAAAGAUGUAAUGGAAAAAGGAGAACUCAAAGUGGUUCAUAAGGGUAUGAGUAAAAAUGACGUUCAAACUGAAGCCGACAGAUCAGCUCAAAGAUGUAUAAUUACAUCUCUUUCAAAAAAGUUUCCUAAUAUUACUAUAAUUGGAGAAGAGGGAACUUUGGAAAAUGAAAAUGAUAUACCCAAUGAUUGGAUAGUAACAGAAAGUGAUGAGUCAAUAUUGAAAUCUACUUGUCCUGAAAAUUUUGCUAAUGUUAAACCAGAAGAUGUAGUUGUUUGGGUGGAUCCGUUGGAUGGUACAUCAGAAUAUACAGAGGGGCUGCUAGAUCAUGUGACUGUCUUAAUAGGUAUAGCAGUCGGGGGUAGGGCUGUAGGAGGCAUAAUCCACCAACCUUAUUAUGACUAUAAAAAAGUUAAGAAUGGCACAGGCAGAACUUUUUGGGGAUUAGUUGGACUUGGUGUAGGAGGAUUUGAAGCUGUUAAACCACCUUCUGAUAAAUUCAUAAUUACAACUUCAAGAUCACAUCGAGAUGGGAAAGUGAAUGAUGCUUUGAAAGCUUUAAACCCAGAUGAUAUUAUUAGUGUAGGAGGGGCAGGCCACAAGGUUAUAGUGGUAUUAGAAGGAAGAGCUCAUGCAUAUGUUUAUGCAAGUAAAGGAUGUAAGAAAUGGGACACCUGUGCUCCAGAAGCUGUUCUAGAAGCAUCUGGAGGAAAACUAACAGAUAUACAUGGAAAACAUUAUGAUUAUUCCAAAGAUGCGCCUUUCCCAGACGACCAAGGAAUAUUUGCAACUGCGAAUGGGGUUGAUCAUAAUGCUCUAAUAGCAAAACUCCCUCAAGCAAUCCGUGAUGCAUUCCCUUAUUAGAAUAAAAUUAUUCAUGCACAUGUAAAAAUUUGUUUUUAACUUUUUAACAAAUUCUAUUUGUAAAAUAAAUUGUAUAAAAAUUAAAGUGUUGUGGAAAAUUUACAAUUAAAUAGAUAGAUAUGCAAAAUAUUGAAAA
Molecule: messenger RNA, 1341 nt
Organism: Diorhabda carinulata
Lineage: Eukaryota; Metazoa; Arthropoda; Insecta; Coleoptera; Chrysomelidae
Product: 3'(2'),5'-bisphosphate nucleotidase 1
Exons: 7
Coding region: 225-1205 (326 amino acids)
Biological process (GO): phosphatidylinositol phosphate biosynthetic process
Molecular function (GO): 3'(2'),5'-bisphosphate nucleotidase activity
Source: RefSeq, a predicted model, not a curated record